GUAGCGGAGCUGGAAGUAUUGCGUAUGGAACCACUAGGUAUUUUUCGAAUAUGCGCUUGUUGGAGCAGGGGCUGUUCAAGCCUGCUUUUCAUGGUGCUGCGUUUCUUGCUGUAGGGGUUGCUGGUAUUGCUGGUGCUGUUUAUUGGUCUACGGUCAGGGAAAGGAAGGCGAACAGGGAGGACGAACAACACGCAUCUUAGUCGUGCUUGAUCCCGGACGGCCGAAUUGAGCUAGAGCGAUCGAAGCAGAAGACCGUGUUACGGGGUUCGUGUUGCGGAUGUCUUGUGACGACACAUGAAAGGCAUACCGGAGUGAAGUAUUGAGACGUGAUACUCCGCAUGGUCUCUUUCGACACAACAUCCCACUUGUGUCCUCAGCCAGUCAUGGGAAACCAGUCGUCACGUAAGUCGUCUUACUCAUUGAUCAGUCAAAGUCACGUCAACAUAGAUCCAUAUACAACACCUCCCGGAACUCCCUCGGAUGACGAACAAAGCCCUCUCCCACCUAUGACCAUGUCCCCAAGACCUCGUCGCCCAAAGUGUCUGCGAACGGCCGUAUUCUGGGAACUUACAGACUGCCGCCACUAUCCACCCUCGCCAGGCACUGGUCUUACGCUCAUCAGCCCAGUACCUUACCCCUACAAGCCAUCGCCUUUGCCAGCAAGCUUUUACGGCGACGAUGACAACGAAGAUAUCGAAGAUAACGACCAAAUCAUGACCUUCGACGGCACCACUUCCCCCCGCGACCCCAUGAUAAUCGACACCAACACACUCGCCCACAUCUCCGCCGACAUGAAAGAAACCCUCCGCGAGUCCCGCAGCGAAAACGGCUACCCCAUCACCUCCUCCCCCUCAACCAGAAAACUCCUCCGCAAAGCCUCAGCCCUUUCAUCAUCUCCAAACCAAUCUUCUCCCUCCAACCCACCACCUCCAGCCCCGCCAACAUCUCCAAAUCUCUCCCCCGUCAACCCAUCCCCUCAGGACCUCGAAGUUUCCACCCAUCUAUCCCACCACCUCAGCGCUCUAGACUUACAUUCCGACAUUCGCCCCCAUUACUCUCAAAGCGCCGCUCAUCUGGCUAGAAAAGCCCGCAUCAAGAACACGAAAACCAUCCAGAGAUCUGCAGUCUACAAACCAAGGGAAAGGUUCAAGGAUAAGAUGGAAGCGAAUAUGUGGCAGUUGAACAGAUGGGCAGAUGGCGAUGAGGAGAAGAAGAUGACGGUGGCGAGGAUAUUGCAUGGGAGGGGGGAGGAGAGGACGGAGGGGAUGGUGGACCUAUUCUGAGGUCUGAGGGACGGAAAGGAAGUUGCGGGUUGAAUAGAGGGGGGUUGGAUGAAUGAGUUGGCUGCGCGGGAGGACGAUUCUGUGGUUUUGCAUCUCCUGAGUCUUGGAGUUGGUAUUUUCAGAUCCCCAUACCUCUGAUUUCGUCGCUUCGUCUACUCUCAGAAAGAGUAGUGCAAUUGAGAGAACAACUUUUAUCACAUUUGUCCUUUCAAGAAAUUCCCUCUGUCAACUCGUAUG
Messenger RNA from Aureobasidium pullulans EXF-150, 1520 nucleotides. RefSeq lists its product as uncharacterized. The record is from RefSeq and is a predicted model, not a curated record. Lineage: Eukaryota; Fungi; Ascomycota; Dothideomycetes; Dothideales; Saccotheciaceae. The coding region runs from base 339 to 1283 and encodes 314 amino acids. The transcript is spliced from 2 exons.